Molecule: messenger RNA, 1071 nt
Organism: Ascochyta rabiei
Lineage: Eukaryota; Fungi; Ascomycota; Dothideomycetes; Pleosporales; Didymellaceae
Product: carboxymethylenebutenolidase
Exons: 7
Coding region: 1-1071 (356 amino acids)
Biological process (GO): reciprocal meiotic recombination; DNA recombinase assembly; DNA strand invasion
Cellular component (GO): condensed nuclear chromosome
Molecular function (GO): DNA strand exchange activity; ATP hydrolysis activity; double-stranded DNA binding
Source: RefSeq, a predicted model, not a curated record
AUGCCUUCAUCAGUCGCCAGUGACGAGUCGGUUCACGAAGAAGAUCACAUUCUCGACAUCGAGGCUAUCCAGGCCCAUGGCAUCGGUGCAGCCGACAUUGGGAAGCUCAAAGCCAAUGGGUACCACACCGUUGCAGCAGUGCACUCAACAACUCGCCGCAACCUACUCAAGAUCAAAGGCUUCAGUGAGAUCAAGGUCGACAAGGUCAAAGAUGCACUGACGAAGUGUCAGGUGCGCCACUUCUUCACCUUGCCCAUCCGUGAGCGUUACUCACCAGAACCGCAGCCCUCAGGAGGUGGCUUCCAGACCGCUCAUGAGCUCGGGCAGCAGCGUAAGCGUGUCAUCAAGAUUUCGACAGGCAGCAAGCAGUUAGACACUGUCCUUGGCGGUGGCUUCCAGACCAUGAGCAUCAGUGAGGUCUUUGGCGAAUUUCGUUGCGGAAAGACCCAGUUAUCUCACACCAUGUCGGUCAUCGCACAGCUUCCCAAGGACAUGGGCGGCGCGGAAGGCAAGGUGGCUUACAUUGACACAGAAGGCACUUUCAGGCCUGAGAGGAUUGCGCAGAUAGCGGAGCGCUUUGGUGUCGAUCCUGAGACUGCCCAAGACAACAUUACCUACGCUCGUGCUGUCAAUUCAGAACAUCAGAUGGAGCUGCUGAACAAACUCUCCGAGUUCUUCGUCGGCAAUGAGUACCGUCUCCUCAUCAUCGACAGCAUUAUGGCUCUCUUUCGUGUCGAUUACACCGGUCGUGGUGAAUUGAACGAGCGCCAGCAAAAGCUGAACCAGUUCCUUUCCAAGCUGACACAUGUCGCUGAAGAGUUCAACGUUGCGGUCCUUAUGACCAACCAAGUCCAGAGUGAUCCAGGAGCCAAUGCCCUAUUCGCCGGAGCAGACGGCCGCAAGCCAGUAGGCGGACAUAUUCUUGCUCACGCUUCAACCACUCGUAUACUGCUUCGUAAGGGUCGUGGCGAGGAGCGUGUUGCAAAGAUACAAGAUUCUCCAGACAUGCCGGAGAAGGAAGCGACUUACAUCAUCACGAACGGCGGCAUCAACGACCCCGAGAAGGUGUAG